GGCUGCAACGAUUGUGCGCUCUUAACUAAUCCUGAGUAAGGUGGCCACUUUGACAGUGUUCUCAUGCUGCUGCUGCCACCUCCUCGGUCUGAAGAUCUCGUUCCAACUCUAACACAGCAUGAUCGAAACAUAUAGCCAAACUGCUCCCCGCUCCGUGGCCCCUGGACCACCCGUCAGUAUGAAAAUUUUUAUGUAUUUACUUACUGUGUUUCUCAUCACCCAGAUGAUUGGGUCAGCACUCUUUGCUGUGUAUCUUCACAGAAGACUGGACAAGAUAGAAGAUGAAAGGAACCUUUAUGAAGAUUUUGUGUUCAUGAAAACAUUACAGAAAUGCAACAAAGGAGAGGGGGCCUUAUCCUUACUGAACUGUGAGGAAAUUAAAAGCCGGUUUGAAGCCUUUCUCAAGGAGAUAAUGCUAAACAAAGAAACGAAGAAAGAAAAAAAUGUUGCAAUGCAAAAAGGCGAUCAGGAUCCUCGAGUUGCAGCACAUGUCAUAAGUGAGGCCAGCAGUAGCACAGCGUCUGUCCUCCAAUGGGCCCCCAAGGGCUACUACACCAUAAGCAGCAACUUGGUAACCCUCGAGAAUGGGAAGCAGCUGGCCGUUAAAAGACAAGGACUCUAUUAUAUCUACGCCCAAGUCACCUUCUGUUCCAAUCGGGAAGCUUCCAGUCAAGCUCCGUUUAUAGCCAGCCUCUGCCUGCAUUCCCCGAGUGGAUCCGAGAGAGUCUUACUCAGAGCUGCAAAUGCCCGCAGUUCCUCCAAACCCUGUGGGCAGCAAUCCAUUCACUUGGGAGGAGUCUUCGAACUGCAUCCGGGUGCUUCGGUGUUCGUGAACGUGACUGAUCCGAGCCAAGUGAGCCACGGGACGGGCUUCACGUCUUUCGGCUUGCUCAAACUCUGAACACUGGCACCUCGCAG
Messenger RNA from Acinonyx jubatus (cheetah), 918 nucleotides. RefSeq names its product CD40 ligand (gene CD40LG). NCBI's taxonomy places the organism in Eukaryota, Metazoa, Chordata, Mammalia, Carnivora, Felidae. The record is from RefSeq and is a predicted model, not a curated record. Gene Ontology annotation, biological process: immune response. The coding region runs from base 119 to 901 and encodes 260 amino acids. The transcript is spliced from 5 exons. Gene Ontology annotation, molecular function: tumor necrosis factor receptor binding. Gene Ontology annotation, cellular component: membrane.